Molecule: messenger RNA, 227 nt
Organism: Nannochloropsis gaditana CCMP526
Gene: NAGA
Product: alpha-N-acetylgalactosaminidase
Exons: 1
Biological process (GO): carbohydrate metabolic process
Molecular function (GO): hydrolase activity, hydrolyzing O-glycosyl compounds
Source: RefSeq, a predicted model, not a curated record
CUUACGGGACCUGGGCUACGUCUUCGUGAACUUGGAUGACUGCUGGAUGGCAAGAAAUCGAAGCGCAGAAGGUGGCUUGGUGGAGGACCCCGUCAAGUUUCCGUCGGGUAUCAAAGGGUUGGGGGACUACUUGCACGCGUUGGGGUUCAAAUUUGGCAUCUACAGCAGCGCCGGCUCCGCGACCUGUGAGGGGUUUCCGGCGUCCUUGGGGAUGGAGGGAAGGGACG